Dacryopinax primogenitus is the source of this 1476-nucleotide messenger RNA. RefSeq names its product kinase-like protein. Gene Ontology annotation, biological process: cellular response to oxidative stress; protein phosphorylation. Gene Ontology annotation, molecular function: ATP binding; calcium/calmodulin-dependent protein kinase activity; calmodulin binding. The record is from RefSeq and is a predicted model, not a curated record. Bases 65 to 1198 code for a protein of 377 amino acids. Lineage: Eukaryota; Fungi; Basidiomycota; Dacrymycetes; Dacrymycetales; Dacrymycetaceae. The transcript is spliced from 8 exons.
CCUCUCUCUCUUACCACCUUCUCCUUCUCUCUUUCUGUCAUAUACACGAAACCAUACGGAAGAUAUGGCUCAGCAAACAGUGCCCUGUCAGUACCGCACCGGGAAGACGCUCGGCUCGGGGACGUAUGCCAUCGUCAAAGAGGCCGUGCAUAUCAAGACCGGAGAAUACUUCGCAUGCAAGGUCAUCAACAAGAAGCUCAUGGAGGGUAGGGAGCAUAUGGUCAGGAACGAGAUUGCAGUCCUGAAGAAGGUGUCGAGAGGGAACAGGAACAUUGUUACGUUGCAUGACUACUUCGAGACUGCGCAUAACCUUUAUCUCGUCUUCGAUCUCUGUACAGGUGGCGAGCUGUUUGACAGGAUAUGCGCAAAGGGAUACUAUUAUGAACCGGAUGCGUCUGUGCUCAUUCACACACUCAUGACUGCUGUGGAAUACAUCCAUGGAUGCGGGAUUGUACAUCGAGAUCUCAAACCGGAGAACUUGUUGUUCCGUUCCCGUCUCGAAGGUGCGGACGUCAUGAUAGCAGACUUUGGCCUCUCCCGUAUAAUGGAUAGUGACCAACUGACGCAGCUCACGGAAGUGUGUGGUACACCCGGAUACAUGGCGCCGGAGAUUUUCCGCAAGCUCGGUCACUCCAAACCCGUCGACAUCUGGGCGAUGGGCGUGAUAGCCUAUUUUCUCCUUGGUGGGUACACUCCGUUCGACCGGGAUAGUCCACAGGAAGAAGCCGAAGCGAUCUGUGCGGGCGACUUCAAGUUUGAGCCUGCAGAGUACUGGGUCAACGUGUCCGACACCGCGAAGAACUUUAUCCGCACUUGCUUGACGAUCGACCAGAACAAGCGGCCUACGGCAAAGCAAUGCCUGCAGCACCCGUGGCUAGCUGACAAGAAGGCGCAUUUCGUGCCCGAUCCCUCGAGCGCACUUGGAACGCCUAUCGAUCUUCUGCCGCAGGUCAGGAAGAACUUCGAUGCCCGCAAGACUUUCCGCAAAGCGAUCAACUCAGUUCUCGCCAUAAAACGGAUGUCUCAUCUCCGCUCGUCGUCCGAAGAUUUGCGCGCAAAGGUCCGUGGAUAUAUGGACGAAGCUGAGAAAGAAGAGGUCGACCAUGUAUUCGCGAGGGUGGAAUCGUCGUCGGACGACGACUACCAUGGUUCACGCUCAAACAGCCACGGAAUGCAGAGCAAUGCCUCGAAUCAUUGAAUUUCGCUCUCAGAUCUCGGCACAGCGUUCUCACGGUUCUUGGUUUCUUGUCAUAUGCCCUGCGUCGCAUAAUCUUCGUCUGUCGGCAGUGUACUACUGCUGCUUUACCUGUCGUAAUCACCGUCAUCGCGAUGACCUUUGGAGCGGAGGGAUGCCUUUUUGUCAUCAUCAGUUAUGCUUGUCUCUGGGAGACAAAUUGGAGGAGAUUUGCCACCUUGCUCAAGUAACCGUUGUAACUAACUUGUGGUGUGACACCCACGUAGCUUGUCUUGAAUGAU